UUCUGGGGUCUGAGGUACUGGGUACUGGGAUCCCUGUCCUAUCCUCUAGUUUUAGUCUGGCAUGCGGGCCACUGCAGUAACAGUAGCAGCACAGCGGUGGAAAUGCCAGUAAGAGGAGCUCCAGUCGCCGCUCAUUAAGUGCCACUCUACGACAGUUGUCGCUAAUGCCGCCGCAUCGUCCCAUCCUUUCCCCGGGUCGCUCACUGAGUCAACGUAAAUUUGCAAAUAUUUGCUGGAAUCGGACGAGAGCACAAGUGCGCCACCAUGUGAAGCUGCUUUUGCUGCUGUUGCAGCUAUAGAAGGGCAGUAAAAUUCCUAGAAUUUUUGCACCCAGCGCGAGCGGGACUUGAACUUAAAUGAGUGUUAGACGAAAGAGUUGCAGAUGAUGGGCGGGCAGGAGGAUCUGCAAAUAUGUCUGCUCUCCAUUUCCCCUUUUCCGAAACUGCUGCUGGCCCUCGAAAGCCCUGAAGAAGUUUGGCACUUUAAAUGCCAAAUGCCAGCCGGGGGAACCACUCUCCACUAAUCCAGUCCCUGAGUCUAUUUUCCCCUCCCGCCUGCUUCGCAAACAGUCCGAUGCAAUUAUCCCCGCCUGACCAAAAACCCACCUGAGGCUAUCGGCGAAUCUCUUUUUCAUUUCCUUUAUGGCCAACCGCAUAUGGUAUAUGGCUAUAGCAUAUAGUUAGUGUGCCUGCUCCCCGCCUCUCUCUGGAAAAUUUUCCAACAAUUGUCAUAUUAUACUUUUGGGUUCUAUUCACUUGGUUCACUCCAUUGUCCUCCUGCAUUCAGUUGGCCACUCCCUGGUUUCCCUUUUGAUAACCAUGUCGGCGAAGGGCGCCACUUGCACCCUGUGUACCUGCAGCUGCAACCUGGAUGGUUGGGAUGGCUUAAAUGGCGAGGAGUGCUCGAAAGUUAUGGGAAAUCUGUGGCAAUGAAGAGAAAAGUAACGCCUUAAACUUUGAUUAAUAAACACGGUCAUAAUCCACUUAUUAAGAUGAAGAAUCGUAAAUGGAAGAUUUUAUAAAUCAUUUCUUAAUUUGGAACACAACACCCACUCCCUUUUCUCUUGAAUAAAUAAACAAUCUUCUCCAGUUCCAGAAAAUAUCCAUAUAUAUUGGGAUCACUUAUUUUCUUUCUGAGUUUUUUGAGUAAUUUGAUCACUUCCCAGCGAUUUAUUUUGAGAAGGGUGGCCACCAAAUUGGGGUCAACUUUUGAAAGCUUGCAUCCUGCGAUUUGAUGUCACCUUUUUUUUGAAAAUUUUCGUUUGCCAAGAUCAAUUUUAUAAACACAGCUAAUUGGGUCUUUCAUUUUCGUUAUUGGAGGUCAUUUUGGAUCAAUUUUUUAAUGGGUUCUCCUUCCAGUUUGUACCAUGGUAUGUGGAGAACAUUUGACAGCCAAGUGUGAGAACUUUUUAUGGCCUCUACGGGGGUCCAACCACAAAGAAUAGAAUGAAUAUAUAUUUUACCACUUAGGAUGGGGUCAUCUUGUGAAGAGAAAGUUUAGACAUUUGGCUAACUGUCUAUGUGGAGCGUAGGGGUGUCACCAUUUGACGGGGUCACCCCACAAAUGGGGUCAUCCAACAGGCAUUUUUAAGACAUUUAAAGGCACUUGCAAGGUGUCAACUCACUUGACUUGCCAAAAAGGAAAAAAGAAGUGGAAAAAAGAACAUUCCAAUCCGAAAUAAGAAAUCAUCCCUGACUCUUGAGCAACCCUCGCGUGGACUAGGAUCAAAAACUGGCGGGGUUUUCCCUUCGAAGCAGGGCGGUUAAUGACCAUUCAUUGUCUUACCUGACCCACUUGUUCCAGUGCCUCCCGAGUUACGACUUCGAGUGGCUUUUGAGUUCAGGUGAGUCACAGUCUCGAUGUAUAAUUUGUAUUUAAAAUGCAACAAACCAUAAUUUUAAAGUCGCCGCUGUGCGUGCAGUUUGUCAAAAAGGACAGGCAGAAGGGCAUGAUGAUGAUGAAGAGGCGGCCGAGGCAACCUGCGGUGCGACUGAAGAAACGGAAUGAAAUUAUUAAGUAUUUGCCUGGGCUGGCAGUUGGAGGAACAAAGGCCAAAGCUUUUAAAUAUUUAAUAAGUAUACAAAAAUGGAGAGGCAGCGAGAGAAGGGAGUCGCAGAGAGUCGCAGGGACAUUCGCCUGUUGUUGAGUCAUGUCAAUUGACUGACUGAGUGCCCCGCUGUGGCGAAAGAAAUGGAAGUGGGAAUGGGAAUGGAAGUGGAAUCAAUACCAUGGAUGGCCGCCUGCAGGGUUCCCAAGUACUCGUAAGGAUAUAUAUACACUCACACACACACACUCUCUGACGUACUAACGGUGACAAUAAAUGAGUAAAAAUGACUUCAACGAAACGAAAAUGAAACGACAAACCGACGGACAGACGAACGGACGAAAUCUGUCAUCAACACGCCGCCAGUGAAGAGCAAAAGAUACGCACCGAGAUACGAGGGAUACGAGGCACUCUCACAGAUACCCGCGCACACCCAUGCGACAGCCAUGAAAUUUGAUACGAUGCGUGUGCGUCAGUUGGAUUGAAAAUGGGGAAUGAAGGACACAGGCAGGACACAAGACACAGGACAGACCAAAGAAAUUUCCAUUUAAUAAUAUCAGUCGCCAGCUUUCGUGUAUUUUCCAAAAAUCUUAUUUAAAACUUUAAAUUUUAUACGUUAUCUAUAUAUUAUCUUUACGGUCUAUUAGCCCGCCAUCCGAAUCAUUAAACAUUGAUAAUAACUAUAAUUAACCAACGAUUUUUUGGUAGUUAUUUUGUCUACAAACCGAAUUCGUAUUGAGAUAUUAGUAGCAGUGUGGUCAUCGAAGUCCUAUGAUGUGCAAAAAGUUUGAAUUUCUGCUUAAUAUGUUUUUGAUCAUAUUUUUGGCCAGAGAAGCGAUUUCUCGGGUUGAUUUCAAGAAUAUAAAGUGCGAAUCAGUCGAUAAACAGUUCUGUAGAUUCGAUACCUGUGCUUUGAAGUCAGUGAAUAGGUCGUACAAGUAUUUAACUGUUUACGUCAAACUCUUCAAACUUCCUGUAAGCGACGUUAAGGUUGAUUUUGGACUCUAUCAACGUCUUAAUGGAUACAAACCCUUUCUGUACAAUUUCACGGUCGACGCCUGUAAAUUCUUUAAGAAUCAAAAGUCAAAUCCAGUUGGUAGUUACUUUUAUGAGUUUUUCAGAGAAACGUCGAACUUAAAAUAUUCAUGUCCCUACAACCAUGAUAUUGUGGUGGAUAAGGUAUCUACAGAACUCUUUAAUCACCGAUUAACAAAAAUUCUGCCAUUUCCGGAGGGAGAGUACAUGGUCCAAAUGAAUUGGCAUGCCUAUGGAAUCAACAGAGGAAUAUUUAAAAUAUAUUUUGCACUCUCAACGCCUAUACUCUGAGUGCUUAUUUGUUUUUGUAAAUGCUCGGCUCAUAUCGACUUGCUCGCCCAUAGGCUUUGAGCGCUAGCCGAACUAUUACACUAACAAAUUUUCGUUUUCCUCUUUCCGCUUCAUUUCGUCGAUAACUGUUCUUGUUUCUUCCUGGAUCAUCUACGGACACUUGCACUGGAAAUCAUUCCUUAUAACUUCUGUUUGCACUUUGGA
Molecule: messenger RNA, 3574 nt
Organism: Drosophila eugracilis
Lineage: Eukaryota; Metazoa; Arthropoda; Insecta; Diptera; Drosophilidae
Exons: 4
Coding region: 2816-3370 (184 amino acids)
Source: RefSeq, a predicted model, not a curated record